AUGUCGGUCGUCGUUGCCCCGCCUUCCCUGUACCUGCUGCUAGUCCGCGACCACCUCAAGGCUCAGAUCGAGGUCGCUGCCCAGAACGUCUUCGACAAGCCGGACGGCGCCUUUACUGGUGAGAUCUCGGCCCACCAGCUGAGCGACAGCAACAUUACGUGGACCAUCCUCGGUCACUCGGAGCGCCGCACCCUGCUCGGCGAGUCGGACGCCCUUGUGUCGUCCAAGACCAAGUACGCCAUUGACAACGGCCUGGGUGUCAUCUGGUGCUGUGGCGAGUCGCUUGAGCAGCGCGAGUCCAACCAGACCGUCUCUGUCGUCACGGGCCAGCUGGCCGCCCUCAAGGAGGCCCUUGGCACUGACGCUGCGGCCUGGGCCAAGAUCGUCGUUGCCUACGAGCCUAUCUGGGCCAUUGGCACUGGCAAGGUGGCCACCACCGAACAGGCCCAGGACGUGCACGCUGCCAUCCGCGGCUGGCUGAAGGACAACGUCAGUCCCGCCGUCGCCGAGGCCACCCGGAUUCUGUACGGCGGCAGUGUCAACGAGAAGAACUGCAAGGACCUGGCCAAGCAGGCCGACAUUGACGGUUUCCUGGUUGGCGGUGCCAGCCUGAAGCCUGCCUGUAUGUUCAUCCCCAUCCGUUUUGUCCCCAUGGAUUUCGUCCUGGUCCAUCUUUACCCCAUUGUUCUCUACUAA
Molecule: messenger RNA, 696 nt
Organism: Sporothrix schenckii 1099-18
Lineage: Eukaryota; Fungi; Ascomycota; Sordariomycetes; Ophiostomatales; Ophiostomataceae
Product: triosephosphate isomerase (TIM)
Exons: 2
Coding region: 1-696 (231 amino acids)
Biological process (GO): glycerol catabolic process; gluconeogenesis; glyceraldehyde-3-phosphate biosynthetic process
Cellular component (GO): cytosol
Molecular function (GO): triose-phosphate isomerase activity
Source: RefSeq, a predicted model, not a curated record